Cicer arietinum (chickpea) is the source of this 625-nucleotide messenger RNA. RefSeq names its product mitochondrial import receptor subunit TOM7-1. Gene Ontology annotation, cellular component: mitochondrial outer membrane translocase complex. Gene Ontology annotation, biological process: protein import into mitochondrial matrix. Lineage: Eukaryota; Viridiplantae; Streptophyta; Magnoliopsida; Fabales; Fabaceae. The record is from RefSeq and is a predicted model, not a curated record.
GAACAUAUCCGAACCACAUAUAACCUAAACGACACGGCGACUAUAAUUAGGGUUUAUGCUCUGAGGUGAGUGUCCUUCAAAAUCAAACCAAUUUUGCAGUCAAAAGAGAGAAAAGGAAAUUAGAAUGGCGUCGAGGGUUUCUCUAAAGGCGAAAGGAAAGAGCUCAAAGGGAUCGAAAGGAACAGAGGAUCGAUCAUAUGUGGAUUGCAUGAAAGAGUGGACAACAUGGGGUUUGAGAAAAGCUAAGGUUAUCACCCAUUACGGUUUCAUCCCUAUGAUCAUCUUAAUCGGUAUGAAUUCUGAUCCAAAACCACAACUUUCUCAGCUCCUCAGCCCCGUUUGAUCGCAAUUUCUGUGUCAUUUCACAACAUCAACCACCUUCAGCUCCCCUCCACCCCUUAUUGUGUUUGAGUUUUUUGGAACAAUUGUUUCUUUUGCUUAUUUAAUGUUGUUUGAUGGAGUCAGAGUGGAUUAUCUGUAGUUUGUUUGAUUUUGGAUAACUAUUGAAGACGUAGUUGAAGAAUAAUUACUAUAUUCAAAUUUUGUCGAUUUAUUUGUAUUUGAAUGUGUUUCAUGUUUAUGUAUAUAUGCUUGGUUGUGUAGGUGAAACGUGAUUAUUUUAUCA